CUCAGCAUCGGCUCGCUGGUUGCCUGGAUGUUUCGAGCUGCGGUUUACUGCAACACAAAGAAACCGUCGGUAUGUUGGUGAAACAUUUGUAACAGGGUGGCAAUAACGUUGUUGUCAAGGGCGGAAAAAAGGAGAGGCAUUGGCUUUUGUUAUUUCAAAGAGGAAUCAACUGAGCAAAGUGUCGUUUGGUAACGAGGAGAGUUUCUGUUCGUCAGUCUGCCGGCUGGUGUCUUCCUUUCUGUGUGUUCUUGCGGUUUCUCCCUGCUGACCGGUUGGAGUUCAUGUGUGUAUUGUUUGGAUAUGUGGACUCAGACUGAGCAGCUACAUACAAGGAGAUGAGAGAAGAGUAAUUAGAGAUUCACCGAGUGGCAGCAACUCUUAAUGAAGACAUUUGUGGCAUGAAACCAGGUCACAUUCACCUUCCAUUCAUCAUUUUCUCCUCCUUCAUCUCCCUCCAUCACUUUACAGUUAGGAACUCUCACCUCAGCUUUACCGCAUUGAUGAGGUAACGUCAAGCUCCCCGCACAGCACCACCCGCCUACUACACCACCUUUCCCCCUUUCUCCCCCUUCUUUUGGUCAACCCGUCCAGAAACCAUGGGCCAGAAAAUUUCUGGGAGUAUUAAAUCGGUGGAUGGUCGCGGGGAAAAUGGUGGCUCCCCGUCAUACCGACCCACGGCUCAUCGCCGGCAGCAUCUAGAGCUAAGGGGUCCAGAUUUUUCCAAACCUCCCAGGCUAGAUCUACUACUAGACAUGCCUUGUGCUGGACUAGAAACACAGCUCCGUCAUGCAUGGAACCCCGAUGACCGCUCGCUGAACAUCUUUAUCAAAGAGGAUGAUAAGUUGACAUUUCACCGCCACCCAGUUGCCCAGAGCACAGACUGCAUCAGAGGACGGGUCGGAUACACACGGGGUCUUCAUGUGUGGAAGAUCCACUGGCCUGCCCGGCAGCGAGGCACCCAUGCUGUGGUUGGCGUGGCAACCACUGAUGCUCCUUUACAUUCUGUUGGGUACACAGCACUAGUGGGUUCAGACUGUGAGUCCUGGGGCUGGGAUCUGGGGCGUAACAGGCUCUAUCAUGAUAGUAAGAACCGCACCCACAGCUCUCUGCCCACAUACCCAAGUUUCCUGGAGCCAGAGGAGACUUUCACCCUACCAGACUCUUUGCUAGUCAUUCUGGACAUGGACGAAGGAACAUUAAGCUUUAUGGUGGAUGGACAGUAUCUAGGAGUGGCAUUUAGAGGCCUGAAAGGAAAGAAGUUGUAUCCCAUCGUAAGCGCUGUGUGGGGACAUUGUGAGAUAUCCAUGAAGUAUAUCAACGGCUUGGAUCCUGAGCCUUUACCCCUGAUGGACCUGUGUCGACGUGCAGCCCGCCUGGCGUUGGGUCGGGACCGCCUUCAGGAGAUCGAGGGCCUUCCUCUGCCCCAGUCCCUCAAGAAUUACCUCCAGUACCAGUGACUGACACUAGCAAAGCCAACUGGGACAACAAGGACACACAGCAGGCCAUCAGAGAGUCUACAGAUGGAUGAUGACAGAGUAGGUGAUUGACUGAAGAACACUGGAAGCACCACGGCUCACAGGACGGAGACUGCGCUGGCGGAUGAACUGAUGAAAUUUCUGGCUUUUAAACAAAGAAUUGGACAGCACCAGCUUCCUUUUGAUUUUAAGCUGCUUAUUCAUUUAUUUUGGACUUGAAAUAAAUUAUUGAUGACAGUGUCCCUUCAGUGUUUCACUCAUCCAGACUGAAAGCCCACUCUCUCAAUGCACAGUGUGGUUAAGUGGCGAAUGUCACAGUGGUAAACAACCACCACCACCUAGUGGCAAGAGUAAGUACAGCACAGAGAAAGCACACUAGCCCAAUCCAUGGAGGCCUUUCUGACAUCCAGUCAGUGAGCAUAUCAUUACUGCAGGUGUCUGUUCAUUAAGAUGAUACAUGCUCAAAAGGAUUUUGGUAUUAAUGUUGUUUUUUUAUGUGACUGACUGGGCCCAUACACAAGCUCACACUGCAUACAGAGUAGAUUUAGACCUGUAAGGUGUGUGCAGUUUAGUUUACUGAAAGCUAAGCCCUUUUCAGACAUGUAACAUGACUGAUAUUUCUGUUCAAAUCCUGGCUUUUUAAUUUCAAACUUGGGAUGUUCAUAAUUGACUGUAAUCAUGUUGUGUGCAUGAACUUGGCAUCUGAUGCAGCAGCGAGUACAUGAAGCCAAACAGGCUUGUUUUUGUUCAGUUUCCAGCAAUGAUCAUUAAAUAAUUUCUCCUACUUCUUAAUUAAUGAUCACUGUUAGUAAUGAGUCAACAGUUCUUACUCAGUGAUUACAAAACAUAAUUAGGUAAAAUAUUCUAGCCCACUGCUUGUUUUAUGGCCUUUAAUUAGCAAACAAGAGUAGAACAAGACUUUACUUUAGGAAUGUAUAUUAGGGCAGCCACCCCGAAUAAAAGUGGACAAAUUAGGGAAGUCUUUAUUGCUGUGUUGUUAAUAUUACAAACACACUGAAACUUGUAAUAGCUCAUUCGGUGAUUCAUCUUCUGUUGUUUAUGCGUAUCAGUGGCAAUUAAUCUCAAAUAUUUCUCUAUUUUUUCUAACUUGAAAUAUUCAGAACUAAUUACGAGGAAGAAAAGAAAUCCUAUUAAUCCAUUCCCUCAGAAUGCUGUGGGUGUAGUUAUGUUAAAUGACAACAACCCACAAGCUGUCAUCAUUUUUAUGCAUCAAUCAGGCCCAAUAGAUGUGUGGUGUCACAGUCAGAGGGAUAUUUCAAGAUUCAUCUCUGAUGUCAGAUGAUGUAAACAGUUCAAUUUGUGGAAGAAAAUAAUUUUCAAAUAAUUAGAAACUAUGCUGCUGCGGUACAUAUGAUUCACUUUUUGUCUUGUAGAAAUAUGACCGGGAUUGAUGCUUUAAAAUGGCCAUUAUAGUGUUUUAUUAUCAGAUGCAUGUGUGAAAUGGGCUUUAUUUAAGAAUGAGACCAGGUAAAUCAUUUGUUUGUGUUUUUUUUAAAGUGGUGGUUCACUGCACUGCAAAGCAUUCCUCACACAACACUAACUCAUUUAUGAUGAUGUCAAACAACAACCAAAGUAUUUUAUUCUAAUCUGUGGGGUGUAAACAUGUAUGAAAGUUGUAGGCCACAGUCCUAGUGUCAAUAAACUGCUGGCACAAUGACACGGCUGCUGUUUGCAGCGCCCUGCUGUAGCUCCCUGGUAGCAGAUAGUGUGUGUCUGCUCUCCACAUAACUGUCUUAAUUACCCCAAAUGACAAACGAGAAGGACCAGUGCAGAUCUAGUCUUACUGGAUCUACAAGGAAGACUCACGACAGACGUGUUGUUGGGUCAGAGGAGGAUACGGAUAACCAAUGCACAAACACACCCUGAAGACCAAUCAUGUUUUAUUUCCUAAAAAUGGCUUGAGUCACUUUUUAAAUUUUUGUUUGUUUCCUCCAUUAUAAUUAUUGAGUUUGCUGGGUCUGAUGGUAGACUGUUUAUUUAACUAGUUCUGUGUUUGUUUUGUUUGACUGAUCGUUGAUGGUUACAUUCAGGUUAAUGUAAUACAAAGAUGCUGGUGAUGAAGGGAGGGAGAAAUCAAUUUGUGUCUUUAAUGCUGCUUUCAUUAUUAUUAUUAUUAUUAUUAUUAUUAUUGUUAUUGUUAUUAUUGUUAUCAUUUGCGAUGGCGAUGGUCUUACCUCCUGUCUUUACCAGUGUAGAUGGGGAGCGCAGGACCAUUUAAUGAGAGUAGUAGAAUGUAUGGACAGACGGUGCAGCUGACAUGUCAACAGAUAUGAAAUGUGAAUAAAGCCAA
Molecule: messenger RNA, 3786 nt
Organism: Melanotaenia boesemani (Boeseman's rainbowfish)
Lineage: Eukaryota; Metazoa; Chordata; Actinopteri; Atheriniformes; Melanotaeniidae
Product: SPRY domain-containing SOCS box protein 4-like
Exons: 4
Coding region: 597-1457 (286 amino acids)
Biological process (GO): proteasome-mediated ubiquitin-dependent protein catabolic process
Cellular component (GO): SCF ubiquitin ligase complex
Molecular function (GO): protein binding
Source: RefSeq, a predicted model, not a curated record